AUGCUUAAGUCACGUUCUGGGACACAGGAAAAUUAUCUGUUCAAUUCUCCAGUGGGCUACUCCAAGAAACCACUUAUACCUCCACUAAUCAAUUCUUCCUGCCAAGAAAAAAAUGAAUUUCAUCCCAAUGAAAUACCCAAACGAAAUCGACUCGAUACACUUCCGUUCGAAGUACGGGCAAAAAUAGCCAACGAACUCAGCCAAUUUGAUUGUCUCAAUCUCCUCCGCACAAACAAAGCCAUGUACAUGUCUACGAUGCCUCGGCUCUACCAGCAUAUUGUCAUUGAUGAAAAUUACAGUCAAUUCAACAAGGAGAUAUCUUUCAAAUAUUAUGAAAAGACGGUGAAAAACAGACCAGAUUACCGCAAAGAGCACUCGUGUACUUUUGUCAAAAGCUCGUACAAUUUUCGGAGGUUGUUGACCCAUUACAUUCUGCUUUACGAGACCAAGUUCAAGUACUGCGAACCGUCGAAUAUUCCCACCAGCAGCUUUCCUUAUAUCAAGACAUUGAAGUGCCUCGAGCUCCCAGACUCCCUCAACACGUACGACCACGAACUUAAUGACCAAAUAAGUGAUUUUUUUACAACUUUGGUCCACCUUAGAGAACUCAUUUGGCUCAACGACAAUUUCCGACUAGAGUACUUGGGCAGUCUUCCCAAUACCAGCUCCAUACAAACGCUUGUUCUCAACAUAAAAUUCAGCAAUUACCUCUCGGAGCUCAGUUCCGAGCCUCCAGAACAUUCCGACUCAGAGCUGAUAUCCUCGGUUUCGUCGCUGAAACCAUUGACUUUUCCAAACAUCACCAACUUUCAAAUCCGACCAUUUCAGAACUCCACCCGGCUUCAGCGCAUUAUUAACAAUCUCCUAGUGGGGGAGAACAUCUCCCAGGUUCUGCAGAACCUCAGAGUGCUCAAAAUAGCUCGGUUUGACAAAGAUGUCAAUGUCUUGGUUCCGCCAUGUGGAGAGCUCGUUUCGGCGAAUUCUGACUCGUUGAACGAACUUGAUUUGCACACUAUCCGAUCUCUUUCAGAAAGCAAGUUGGAAUAUCUUUCAAACCUCCAAGUUCUACUGCUCAACAAUUGCCUAUUAUCACCCAGCGAUGCCGACCUUUUACUCAAGUCAGUCAACCUCAAAAAUCUCAAAACUUUGGAACUCAAAAAUGUAUCUGAAUACCAAAGAAUCACCCAAACAACAACUGAAGGUAUAGAGGACAGUUUUUUAACGAGAAUUUGUGAUCAUAUAGGCCAAUUGGAGCAUUUAGCUCUUGACUUCCGCGAAGCAUAUACAGACACCGUUUGGCUAUUUCUUUCCAAUUUGAAGUCUGAAGCUCUAAAAUCAUUGGACUUGAUCCUAAGAUACAACAGUACCAAGCUAGAGCAAUUUUCUAUGAAUGGACUCUACCUGUGCUAUGCUCAAUCACUUGUAUCAGGAAACAAGAAAGAAACCGUUACCAAACUUUCAAUUGAAAUCAAGCAAGAAAACCAAUUCUGUGACUUGAUUAUUCCACUUCCCUCCAACAAAUUCUACCAUGAAUUGAGUCAAUUCAAGCAACUUACAGCUCUAAGAAUCAAUCCCAAUGUGUCGCACGAUUGUCAUGAAGUGUUGCAAAUGGUGGAAUCUUUGCCAAAACUCAAAUUUCUUGAUGUCUUUGGAGCCCAAGCAGGCGGGGCACCCAAUCUUGGUUUAGGUAUGGUCCACCCUACCAUCUAUGACGACUGGUUUAAAGUUCAACAUGUUGCGAUUAUGUACUUUCACCAUAAUUCGCAGCUAAAAUAUAUCCGAAUUAACAGGUGUGUUUUCGAGCGAAAAGACGAGGUGAUUCCCCGAGACGGACUCGACGGCUGGUUCAGCCAAUUGGUGCGAGUGGGCUACAAUGUGGAUAUGUAA
Molecule: messenger RNA, 1887 nt
Organism: Meyerozyma guilliermondii ATCC 6260
Lineage: Eukaryota; Fungi; Ascomycota; Pichiomycetes; Serinales; Debaryomycetaceae
Exons: 1
Coding region: 1-1887 (628 amino acids)
Source: RefSeq, a predicted model, not a curated record